AUGGAGGUAGUCUACAAUGUUUGUUACUUUGGUUAUGGUAAUUUCUGUUUAUGCAUUCAAUAUGAUUAUUCCAGUCUUCCUACUAUCAUUGUCAGAGUGGACACUGUUUGCAGAGUGCACAACCUAUGCUACACUUGUGAGAAACAAGUUUUGGUUUAUUUCAUUACAUUUGAGGAGUGGAACGACGGCAUCAAGAUGCUAUGUGAAGACCAACCAGUGGUGGAUGUCUUACAAAGACAUUAUCACUCCAGAAAAGACUUCCGCUCCUUGCACUUGUUGCUGAUGCUGUCUCUGAGCCGUGUGAGCGCAUCUAAACCUGCCAUCAAGCCCACUGAUCUCUUGGAGGCCAGCAGAGUCUGUAUGGUGCACUCUAAAGCAAACAUACUUCAUGGUCUGUCCAUUCUUGAACUGUGCCUGAUAAUUGCCAUGAAACACUUGAAUGACAUCUAUGACGGAGAGCCGUUUAACUUCCAGAUGGUUCACAAUGAGUUCAAGAAAUUCCUCCAGAGGAAAUCCCAUUCUAUCCAUAACUUUGACAAGCCAGUCGUCAUAAAGGCGUUUGAGCACCUGCAGCAGUUGGAGCUGAUUAAGUCUAUGGACGGAUCCACAGCUAAGAUCCAGAAGGAGUACCAGCUGAUGAAACUCAUGUUGGACCACAGCCAGAUCAUGGAGGUCCUGCAUAAAUACCCACAAUGCCCCACAGAUGUCAAACAGUGGGCCUUGUCUACCUUUGGUUAAAGGUACAUAUUCUUCUAUAUUGGGUCCAGAGGGGCAGUUUUGGAUAACCAAUGAAAGAUAUGGGACCGUGGCCUGGACCCUGUCGUCAUGGACAGACAAUGAAUGACCUGACCAAAAUGUUUCUGCCAUGUGUACAUUCCUUGUGUGUAAAUAUAAAUAUUUGGCUGUACUUAUUAAAGUCAUGCAAAAACAAAAUCAUCAGUAUUAUUUAAAUAAAAAAAUGUAUGCACUCGCAAGUCGCUCUGGA
Molecule: messenger RNA, 985 nt
Organism: Coregonus clupeaformis (lake whitefish)
Lineage: Eukaryota; Metazoa; Chordata; Actinopteri; Salmoniformes; Salmonidae
Product: origin recognition complex subunit 4-like
Exons: 2
Coding region: 1-738 (245 amino acids)
Biological process (GO): DNA replication initiation; DNA replication
Cellular component (GO): nucleus; nuclear origin of replication recognition complex
Molecular function (GO): DNA replication origin binding
Source: RefSeq, a predicted model, not a curated record